AUGUAUCAACAAUCCAUGGGUUUUGUAUCGCUAGUUUGCGCUGAGCACCACUGUCCUCGAAUUUUGUAUAUUGGUGAUAUGGGCAGAGCGAGUGAGUCGAGAGACUUCGGCGCGCACUACGUCACUUCCCGGCUGUGCGGUUGUAAUUUGAUAGCCGGAGCAUCCAGUGCCGAUGAUGAUAACGAGAUGGUCGUGCUUAGUGAGGCAACUUCCCAAGUAAACUGUGACGCAGUACAUUUCCGAGAACAGAGGUCAGUUAUGCAUUCUCCAGCAGUUUCCAGAUCUCGAGUGCAUGAAUUCUAUUUUGCUGUGGCGCAACCAGAAACAGCGCACAUCGCUUACCAUCAGAUAUUUACUCAACUGAUGCAGCUGGUGGAUGCUGAUGGCUGCCAUCAGGGAAUGCGGGAAUAA
Gongylonema pulchrum is the source of this 411-nucleotide messenger RNA. The record is from the annotation of a GenBank genome assembly. NCBI's taxonomy places the organism in Eukaryota, Metazoa, Nematoda, Chromadorea, Rhabditida, Gongylonematidae.